AUGGUAGACCCAACACCUCCCUCCAACGCGAUACCUUCGCAGCGAUCUGAACUCAUUCACAGUGCUUCGCUCUCGGAGCCAAACUUCAUACCCUCAACGCUAGCCCCGCCUGGAGCCAUACCGACUGCACCAUUGCCGAUUUCGAACCCAUUGCUCAUUCCCACCGACGGACCGCCGACGGAUGUGACGACUGUGUUGACCACGUCUCAAGGAAAUGCCACAGGGACGCCGCCAAUGCUGUCAACAGUUGAAGGGUUGAAACCAAUUCCGCCUGCCGCGACACAAAUCGGAGAUCCGGAUGGGCAUCACGAAAUCAGCGAGCCAAACUUCAGUUCUACGCGGCCGUGUCGAGGAUGCUCGCCAGUGUUUGAGAUACCUGCUACAGGGUGGCUGGAUAACCCAGUCGGAGAGCAACAUGGCUCCACUAUACAAGAAGAACAGACACAAGCGGCAACAGCAGACCCUCCGCAGGUAACGAUAUCAGCUGGGAUAUCUGACAUUGUUAUUGGCCAAGCUCCAAGCCAUGGUGACUUCGUGAUAGGAAGUUCUUUUACUCUUACACCUGGUCAGAUCGUUACCGUUGGGGACACACCUAUUGUGGUAGAGACCUCAGAAGGCAAGACCAAGAUUGUCGUGGGGACUACUGUCAUCUCACUGCAACCUUUUCAACCUGCUAUCACAGACGCGCCCAUGUCGCAACCACCGGUCCUACUUCCACCAAUACUCACCAUCGGUACCGAAGUCAUUGCGCCCAACGCGCAGACAGAAUACGUCAUUGCAGACCAAACUCUUUCUCCUGGCGGUGAGCCCCUGACUAUAUCCGGGACAACACUCAUUCUUGCACCUUCCGGGACGGCACUCAUCAUCAACGGCGAAACAUCCAGUAUCACUCCAAUGUUUGGUGACGUGUAUACGUCCACAGUCGCGGCUGCCUUGACCUUCAAAGAUCAUGUGUAUACGCCGAAUCGCGCUGGCUACAUUGUGAUAAGUCCUGGCACGACUUUGGUGCCUGGAGGCGUCCCCGUUACAGUUGACGGCACAACGUUGAGCCUCGAGCAUAGCGGAACUGCUGUAGUCGUCCAGGGCACUACAAUGAGUCUUCAACCGGUCACGACAGUCGUCACAUUGACCAAGGGGCCAGAUGCGCUCGGGACAGGGUCGGAUGGAGAUGGCGGGAAUGUCCACGGGCAGUCGACUGGCAACGGCUAUGCCUACCCCACAGGAGAACCGAUCAUCGCGGGAGCGACACGAACUAGUAGUGCGAUACCAGAAAAUUGGCUGGGAAGCUUCCUGUUGCUGAUAUGGUGGGGUACGGGGUAUCUUGCAGUCCGACUAUGA
Molecule: messenger RNA, 1338 nt
Organism: Alternaria ethzedia
Lineage: Eukaryota; Fungi; Ascomycota; Dothideomycetes; Pleosporales; Pleosporaceae
Exons: 2
Coding region: 1-1338 (445 amino acids)
Source: RefSeq, a predicted model, not a curated record